CAGUAUCAUCCGCAAAGAAGGCACCAAGGAAACAAAUGGAACACCAGCAGGUUGAUCUGUGCCUUGUGCUCCUGCUUGAUGUGCGUGUGGAGAUCUCUCAACAAGCUUGGGAGGAGGAGAGCGGAGCCCCAGCCCAGGGAAGAUGGGAGCGGUGGUGCUGCUGGCAGUGGUGGUGAUGGCUUUCGUUGGCUGCAGGGCCCUCCUGGAUCUGUCUGGUGCCACGCAGGUCAAAGGGGUAUGGAUGGGAUCCACUACUUUACCAUGUACCUACACACCCUCACAAGGUUUCACACAGCAGACACUCACCUGGAGCAUGGAGAGAGACCUCAGCACCUCCACCAUCUUUCGGAGGGACAGUUCUGGUGAUCACAUCCCACUGUCUCAGUUCCGAAACCGAGUCAGUGUCCCAAAGAGCAGCCCGGGGGAUGCUUCACUCCAUAUCACAGACCUUGAAAUUCCUGACAGUGGACACUACACCUGUCAAAUCAUCUGGAGGUCUGAAAACUACAGCUUGAUAACAAAGGAGGUGACCACUACAUUUAAAGUUGCCAAAGAGGUUGUGACCAAGCCCAUUAUCGUGGCUGGAGAGCUGGGGCUGGUGGUGCCAGCGGGAGCCAAGGCCAGACUGACCUGCGUGGCCCAAGGUUCCCCCCCCAUCAGCUACCACUGGUUCCGGGUGGCACCAGGCAGGAAUGGGCAGCUCCUAGGCAGUGAGGCUGAGCUGGUGUGGAACAGCCUGCAGCCCUCCGAUGCGGGGAUGUACUACUGCGAGGUGCAGAACAGGGUCAGCACAGGGGUGGUGCGUCGCAGCGACACUGUUGAGCUGACAGUGAGAGAUCUGUCUGUAGCGACGGAGGCACACCGCCCAGCCACAGAUCUGCCUGAAGCAGCAGUGACUUCUGAGAAUGCUGUGGGAUACCCAGAAACAGAUGAAACAACUCAGAGUUCCCGCAGGAGUCACCUGUACCUGUUCAUCCUGAUUGCUGUGUUGGGCGGCGCUGUGGUUUUCUUUGUCAUUUUUGCUAUUGCUUGUGCUAGAAAGUCCAAAAAUGAACCCAUCUAUGAAGUUUCUUUCCACUGUGAAGAUGUCAUUAGGCUGGACACUGAUGUGGAAGUCCCUGUUAAGUGCAGAAAAGAGAAGAUAAAUUCUGAGACUGAAGAAUCCUAUGAAAAUGUCACCAUGACAUGUAACAGCUAUGCGAGCAUGACAGGCAACAGCUAAGAGAGCAUAUGCCUGAGUAAAAAUGAUGAGAGUGAGACCCUUGUGAAUGCGAUGGAAUCAGAAUAUACAGUACAGGACUUUCAGUAGAGUACCAGCAUUUCCACAUGAGCAGCUGCCCAGAAGAUGGGGUUACAGAUGCUGAGCUGUAAACUUUACCAAGGGAAACUAUUCUUCCUGUCUGCCUUCUCCUUUGAUAGAUAUACCAGUUUUACUGCUUUCUUUAACUCAGGUGAACUGCAUAACCUUCUUAGGAUCUGGCAAUUGAGUCCCUGCCCAUUGGUGUAGAAACCUUCAGCCAAGUGGUUGUCUGCCUAUACAUUUUGAAAUAGCAAAUGAUUUCUGAGCAGCCAGGAGGAACAAAGUGAGAAAGAAAGGAUCUGAAAGAGUGGAAACAGAAAAGACCUUUACCUCCAGGCCAAGGUGCAGCUGUGUGCAACACUGCUAGCCAUUAACGCCAGCAAGGUGUACUCUUGAGUGCAUGUUCCCCUGUUAGGCCAUGCAAAAAUGUGAGGAGCUAAGAACUGUUCUGUAAAUGGAUGGCCUCUGGCUUUUACAGUCCAGCAAAUACUGGUUGUACAGCUUGCAUGCUCUUGAGUUAUCUUGUUAAAGGAUAGUAAAGGGGCUACAACGGAGGCUGAUAUGCAUUUAGCAAUCAAACUGGAGUUCAUCACAAGUGGGAAUAAACCUGUAGGUAAUGUGCCUCUUAACUGGCACUCUGUGUUUUUCUUCUGGCAAGACACAGCUGGUAAUGAAGGGGUUGCUAACGCUUCAUUUUACAGUGUGGAAGCUGGAAGCAUGAUAAAAAAAGAUGCGUUGCAGAGAGAAAUCUGAGGCAUUUGGAAUAGUGACUGAGUAAGGGAUCUCCCUGGGUCCAGCAGACUGACAUUGACUGUACACUGUAUGGGAUGUGACUAAAUCUGUCUGGUUACAACUGUGAUGUUCAUACUUGUUAUCACGGGUUAGACACUUGUCUAUCUACUGAGGGUGCUGUGAGCUUUUGUUUGUAAAAUGCCAUGAAAAGUGCUUGAUUAUUGCAAUGUCGUUAAUUUCCCAGGGCAAACAUGAAAUGUUUCAAAAGCA
This is a messenger RNA of Coturnix japonica (Japanese quail), 2302 nucleotides long. It is a transcript of the gene VSIG4, whose product is annotated as V-set and immunoglobulin domain containing 4. NCBI's taxonomy places the organism in Eukaryota, Metazoa, Chordata, Aves, Galliformes, Phasianidae. Gene Ontology annotation, biological process: negative regulation of interleukin-2 production; negative regulation of macrophage activation; negative regulation of complement activation, alternative pathway. Gene Ontology annotation, molecular function: complement component C3b binding. The record is from RefSeq and is a predicted model, not a curated record.